Messenger RNA from Aspergillus vadensis CBS 113365, 3247 nucleotides. RefSeq lists its product as uncharacterized. The transcript is spliced from 7 exons. The record is from RefSeq and is a predicted model, not a curated record. NCBI's taxonomy places the organism in Eukaryota, Fungi, Ascomycota, Eurotiomycetes, Eurotiales, Aspergillaceae. Bases 79 to 2790 code for a protein of 903 amino acids.
CUAAAAACAAGGAUUAUAAUAAUUAUCCCAUGGAUUUUCUAAACUGUUGGCUGCUGUUGCUGCUGCAGCAACCACUCCAUGAUGAGGCUCACCCCCAGUGUUAUUUGGCUAAGUCUUCCCCUUGUCACUUUGAAUGCAUCCCGGGCUUCCCUCGGAUCGAUCGCUGGUAGGGAUCAAUUGUUCCAGAAGAAACCGCCUUUCAUCCAUCAAACGCCCCCGGGCAGUUGUAAUCGAGAUACAUACACCAUACACCACACCUCACCUCAACAACACCCCCCGUCAUGCCAAAGUUAUGGUUACUACGAUGCCAGGCCGUCAAAGAACAGGGCACCCGCUACCUACCUACUAUUCUACCCCAUGGUAGAUAACUACGGUGCCGGCGGCGCAGAGAAGCUAUUACGGCAGCAGGCAGGUACCGCAGUGGAAAGGGGAAAACAGAAAAAGACAGAAAAAGAAAAAGAAAAAGGCUCGGGAGGAAGAUGGGGAGCUUCCACGCUGCCAACCGUCUGUAUUUCGAACCUCGAAUCCUUCCCUCCUCCCAAUUCCUCGUCUCCGAUCGACUCGGACGUUUCUCGCCCUCUUCCUUCCUCCCUCUACCUCGACCUCUCCGAAUUUCUCUACAUUGUCCCGGAGUCCGGGUUGUCUCUCUGCCGAGACAACCACGGCAAUGAUGCUACCACCAAGCCCGUUCAGAUUAUGCGGCUGAAUCUAGCUCAGGACACUCUUGAUGAGCUGAUCCAGAGCCUCCGGAACGAUCAGACUGCUCGAGUUCGCCUGGGAAAACAUGCGACUCUCUACUACGGCUCCAAAUCUCAACAAUUCCAUCCCCUCCCCGAGACGUGUCGAUCAGAGCUAUAUAGCGGCAGCUCUACGGACAAGGAAAACCUAUAUUUCAGCGGGGUUUUGAGCCAUAGCUUGGAGGUCCAGAAGGCGAAGGAGGAUACCGCGAGUGCCGAUAAGGCAUUGGCCGAUUUGGAGCAAAGCCUGAAUGCCUUCGAAAGAGGGAAAGAGUCGAAGAAGACCGCUAUAAUCACAAGCAUUGAUGAAGUGAGGGCUUUGCGGGCAGGCGACAGGCAUGGCACUGGAAAACAGACUGUUCGUCUGGGUCGUGCUCCGGCAAGCAAGGUGGAGCUGGAAAAGGAUCGAUUGCUUAAUGCCAAUCGCUCCGUUUCCUCGAGCCCGGCUCUGGGAGUUGCUCGAUCACCUGCAUCUAUACCUCCGCUUACACCUACCUCCGCUCCGCUCUCUCAAAACAAAGAUCGCAUUCGCCUUGAAGCUCUCAAGGUCCCCUUCAUUCACCUUCUCGCCGUCCGGGCGGUUUCCGCUAAAUUCCUCGCGCGACAAACCCGCGCGUCCCUCGAAGACUGCGAGACUCUGGCUCGGAAAUACGGCAUCGAAAACCGAAUCAAUCCGGAGAAGUUCGAUCUCAAAGAUAAGACCUAUCGAGAGCUUGAUGUGUGGAAAUUUCCCUAUCCCUCCCAGGAAGAUCGACAGGAGGCAAUUGAGAAUGCCAUCUCUGCAUUCGAUCGCCUGCGUAUUUCCCGGUCCGACAAGCUCUGGCAGAUGCUUCUUCCUAAGGAAGAACGCGGAAAGGGCAAGUGCUUAUCGCGCCUGGACUUGCGGACGGGCCCCAUCAAGAAAGCUGCGACACCUCGGAUACAAGUACAAACAUCUGAUGACAAUAGCAAGGACGGUUACACUACGGGUCAGGAGACCGAUAAGGCUAGUGGGAAUGGUCUAACACCAAGGACGGGUGAGCCGACGUCAGCUCCCAGAUCUGGGACGGUCGCGCAGAAGAAACGGCCCGGCGACAAGGAUACCGGUGCGAAACGGACUGCCGCAAAGAGCAAGGUUGCGGGUAACAGUACCUUGACGGGACGCGUCACCAAGAAGGCGGAGCAGAAGACGACCGCGAAACAACCGGAAGGCAAGUUCAAGUCGGCGGAAUUCGUUCAUGACUCGGAUGAGGACGACACCGACCUGCCAGAUGCAUCUUCAACUGAGAAGCCACAGCCUGCAAAGGCAAAGGCUGAACCUAAGCCGCAGACUAAACUGCAGAAGCCCAGCCCUCCCAGGGAACCCUCUCAUGCGCCGACCCCGAAGGUGGAGCAACCAGAAGCUACACCUAAAUCGGAGCCGAUCGACCAAGCGUCACAUCGGCCUAUGGCAGCAAAGAGGCCUCCUUCCUCGCGACCUCCUGCGCAGAAGUCCCCUCAGAAAUCCCCUCAAAAACCGUCGCCCCUCGGGUCCUCGCCCCCCACCAACGCCUCUGAUAUCCAAAAUCGCAGUCGUUCUUCAAGCCAAAACAAUUCUUCAAGUUCCUCGUCAUCGUCGCCCCUCAUAACUCAGGUCAACAAGCCCAGGCCUGUUGCGAGCGCGCCCACUGUGAGAAAAGUGGUCAAGACCAAUGGUGUAUCCAGACCGGCUGCAGUGACCAAUCCCCUGAAGCGCAAGGCAGAACUUGAGCGGCCUGCAGCGCUAGCUCAAGUUCCCGGACGUAUUGCCGGGGAUCUGGAACACAAACGGCGGCGAGCUGUAAGCACGUCCAGUGGCAGUACUGGAAGCGCCUCGCCGCCUCUCCGCCGUGAAAUUACCAUCCAGGAGUUGCACGACAAGUCCAAGAAGUUCAAGCGGUUCUACGCCAAGUACCACGCCUUACAUGACGCACUGGCCUCUCAGCAGAAUCCAUCGCGAGCCGACUUGGAGAAGCUCCAGAGGCAGCACACUAGUCUGCGGCGGAUGAAGGAGGAGAUAUGGGCCGAACAUCAGCAGCUCCGGGGUGGGCUCUAACGACAGAACAUGGCAUUUGCAUGAUUUGAUUCCAUUUAUCUUUAUCUAUUUCUCGACCCUUGUUUAUUAUGGUGUCUGGUCCCGGACAUUGACAGAACGGGGUUCCUGUUAUUAUUCCACGAUGUUGCUCCUUUUCGACUACCAUUGUGUCUGUUUUGUUUAGCAUGACGAAGCCGGAUAACAGAAAAAGUGCUUCGAGGCGUUUUAUGGGGCCAGGUGGAUGUUGUUGAUGCUUGAUAUUUUUUCCUUUUCUAUCUGGUUAAUUUCCUUAUCAUUUCCUUUGUUGAUUGGCAUAUUAUUGCAUUUUAUCACGCUGACAAAGAGCAUGCAUGUAAUGGGAAUGGGUACAUAUUAGAGGCCGGACUGUCAUGGAGGGCAAGAAGCAAGGACGCUGCAAGGAGUCUUCGAUACCGGGAGACGGACAUGAAACUAGAGACCAAUGAAAGACAAGAUUCAU